Messenger RNA from Neltuma alba, 929 nucleotides. RefSeq names its product homeobox-leucine zipper protein ATHB-17-like. Gene Ontology annotation, molecular function: DNA-binding transcription factor activity, RNA polymerase II-specific; sequence-specific DNA binding. The transcript has 4 exons. Gene Ontology annotation, biological process: regulation of DNA-templated transcription. Bases 143 to 751 code for a protein of 202 amino acids. NCBI's taxonomy places the organism in Eukaryota, Viridiplantae, Streptophyta, Magnoliopsida, Fabales, Fabaceae. The record is from RefSeq and is a predicted model, not a curated record.
AUGUGGAUCUCAUUGUCUCCUUCUGUUUGUCGCUUUACCUUUUAGAGAGAGAUCUCCUUCUUCUCCAUCACCAUCUUUUUCAUCCUCUUCAGAAGAUUUUGCUUUAUAUAUAUAGAUAUAGCUGGGGUCGAUCAUAUCUUCCAUGGCGGUUACACCUAGAAGCACUUCCAGCUUGGAAUUGACCAUAUCUGUCCCUGGCUUUGCUUCUUCUGCUCCUCUUCCUUCAUCUGCAGUGAGAGAGUUGGACAUGAACCAACUACCGUCAUCAGAAGAGGAAUGGAUAACAAUGGAAGAAGAAGAAGAAAGCAGUAAUGGGGGAGGAGGAGGUCCUCCUCGUAAGAAACUUCGUCUCACCAAGGAACAGUCUCGUCUUCUCGAGGACAGCUUCAGACAAAACCACACUCUGAACCCAAAGCAGAAGGAAUCAUUGGCAAAGCAGUUGAAUCUGAGAGCCAGGCAGGUGGAGGUAUGGUUCCAGAACCGUAGGGCCAGGAGCAAGCUGAAGCAGACGGAGAUGGAGUGCGAGUACCUGAAGAGAUGGUUCGGAUCGCUGAGUGAACAGAACAGAAGGCUGCACAAGGAAGUGGAGCAGCUCAGGGCCAUGAAGGUGGGGCCACCCACCGUGAUGUCCCCCCACGGCCGCCACCCACUUCCCGCCUCCACCCUCACCAUGUGCCCUCGCUGCGAGAAGGUCACCACCACCUCCUCCCCCGACAAGGGACCCACCCUGUCUUCUUCUUUCACUCACUAGAUGCCAAAAAGCACCCAUUCUCUUCUCUCUUCUCUCUUCCCUCUUCUAAAUGUUCAUACCUUUCUAUUCUUCCUCUUCUUCUUCUUCUUUUUCAAACAGAAAACAAAGCAGUGUUUUGGAUGGUAGUGGGCAUACUUUAUUUGUAUUUGCAUUUUCCAGUCAUCCAUUCGGGCUUACA